This is a messenger RNA of Cladocopium goreaui, 642 nucleotides long. The record is from the annotation of a GenBank genome assembly. NCBI's taxonomy places the organism in Eukaryota, Dinophyceae, Suessiales, Symbiodiniaceae.
AUGGCAGAAUGGAAGCUUCACAGCAUGCCCAAGAAGCCGACACGGCGUCGCAUCGUGUGCCCCACAAGAAGUGAGGACGUGAGCCUUCCCAAGCUGGAGCCAAGAAGUGAAAGAAGUGAACCAAGCCCCCUGUGCACAGAGCCAAGCCCUGUCAGGGACACUGUCAGGGGUAGAGCGGUAGAAAAGGCACGGUCAUCGCCCACUGCGGCAGCGCCUUUGACGGUCACAGUCAGGGCCAUGUACUUUAGCAACGACGGCACUCAAGCUGACACAGGAUCUCAGGUGACUCUACAAGUCUGGACAUCGAGCACAGUCGAGGAACUCUUGGGGUCUGUGCGGGAUGCUGUUGGUUGUAGCAAAGGUCGUUUGCUUUUCCGGAUGCGGCCGCUACCAGACCCAUCAGCGACGUUGGAGAUGUGCGGCGUCCACCGCGACCCGUCUGCGCUGCAUCUGUUGAUCUCGCGCCGCUUUCGGCCCCAGGAGGUCAUCGAAAAGGCGCAGGCAGAGGCCGCCGAACUGCAGGUGGCCAUGACGAUGGCAGCCGCAGAAGCGGCUGCGCGGCCCAAGAAACGGCGCAACCCGCAGCCGUCGCAGCAGUCGCCUCGAGAAGUCGUAGAAGUGUCGCCUGAAGAACUGUCGUAA